UUGUUUCGCAGAACACUCUUACUCCUCAUCAGCUCUCUCAUCAACUCAACUUACUCCUCAUUAGCUCAUACUCCUCAUCAGCUCGACUUACUCCUCAUCAGCUCGAACUCUUACUCCUCAUCAGCUCUCUCAUUAACUCGAACUCUUACUCCUCAUCAGCUCUCUCAUCAGCUCGAACUCUUACUCCUCAUCAGCUCGACUUACUCCUCAUCCGCUGUUACUCCUCAUUAG
Molecule: messenger RNA, 231 nt
Organism: Trichomonas vaginalis G3
Lineage: Eukaryota; Parabasalia; Trichomonadida; Trichomonadidae
Exons: 1
Source: RefSeq, a predicted model, not a curated record